GCUCCUUGUGCUGCCCGCCUUCAAAGAGGGAGCCACGAGCACAGGGAGAGCCCAUCCCUGCCUGAGCUCCAGGGCUUCUCCUGCCUGACUGUGCCCUCGGCUCUUCAACACAGAAAGCAGCAAAGUUGGCUGCCAACUUGGUUUGCCCUGCCUGGACUGUUCCACUUGGCAGCAGCAGAUUGCUCUAGCAUAAGAAGCAUUCGCUUCCAGCCAAGAGGAAGGAGAACGGUGAGCAAACUGCAAACAAAAAGAUGGCUUUCUGAACCGGCUGCCUUCCCACCUUCACCACUCCCUAGCGGGCAGUGCCCCGGUGCCCAGGCUGGGCCGAUCUGCUCGGCCAUCCCCUAACAAUUUCCCUCCUGCUCGACCCAGGCCAGGGAUGGCAAUCUGACAUCCCAUCCGGUUCCUCGCUCUCUGUUGCCUCGGUGCCACCUGCCUCGGAGUCAGGAGCUGGCCCACCCAGGGAGCCAGGCAGCCAUGGAAAACACCACCGAGACCCAGUUUCCAAAGACUUUGGAACCCGGCAUCGCCCUGCCCCUGGACUCACAGGAGACAGAGAAACUCCUCACCAAGCUCGAGGACAAGGAUGACAAGUCUCUGAAGGCAUCCAAGUCCUUCUCGGGGGCCAUGGAGAUGGAGCAGAAUGGUCACAGUCUCCCCUACAAGUCAGUGUCCGAGGGGCACCUGGAGGCCGCCCCUCAUUCUUCUUCCAGGGUCAGCUCCCGGAGGGCAUCCUCCAUCGCCACCACCUCCAAUGCCCAAGACCAGGAGAUGCCAAAGGAUUACCUCAUCUUGGCCAUCCUCACCUGCUUUUGCCCGGUGUGGCCCCUGAAUAUAGUGCCCCUGAUCUUUUCUAUCAUGUCGAGAGGCAGUGUACAGCAGGGAGACCUAGAUGGGGCCAGGAGGCUGGGCCGCCUGGCAAGACUGCUCAGCAUCGUCUGCGUUGUGCUGGGAAUACUCAUCAUCGUCAUCUAUGUGUCUGUCAACUUCACAGUCUUUAAGAAGAAUUAGCCCAGGAAUUUCUGGACAGAGGCAGGCACAGUAUUAGGUGCCUCCUUGACUGGAUUCCCCAGUAAGCUGAGGAGGCCCCCGACCACUCAACUUCUGCAUCAUCCAUCUUGGGGAGGGCAUGCAGUUAUUCCCCAAGUCCUUGAGUGGUGAUGCUACACCCCCUCAACUACUCACUCAACCUCGGACUGAGAAAAGGGCUUGGAUUUCAAGGAGAAACAACAACAAUAAUUUGCAGUGAUUAUUUUAACCUGGACCCACUGGGAAAGGACAAGAAGUAACCAAAAAAUAUGGGGAAAGGAGAUUUAUUUUCAAAACUGAAAAACAAAGGGAAAUAUCUGGUGGAAAUUUUCUGACUUUUUUUUUGCCCAAAUCAUUGGGUUUUUGUUUGUUUGCCUUUUAAUCAGCCAAUAAUGUAAUUCAACCAACAAGCUGAAACUGCCAGACAAAGAAGAAAUAUGCUUCCAAAGUCAGGAAGGUGAGAAAAGUGAAGGCUCGGUGAAGCAUUACAAGGCUCUUCUGGAUGUGAACACAGACCUGAAUGUGGUCAUGAGAAGCAGGGGAGACAAGGAGAGGGACUUUGUUUUUUGUAUUUUUGAUGAAAAAAAAAAAAGACCAUUUGCAUGCAUUAUUCUACCACCUCUUCCCUCCCCACCCCCACUCCUUUGUCCUUUCGUUCCUCUGAACUCAACACCACAGAGCUCAGAGACAACUGGUGAGAAUGGGGCUGACACAGGCGGAGCAGACUCCCAGGGCAGCCAGAAAAUCCUAUGGCAGCCAAUUUGGACAGGGAGGGAAACUAUCAUAUGAGACCAAUGCCGAUUUCUCCAUCCCCCAAACCAAGGGUGCUGUGUGAAGGAUCGAACACUGGAGAACCAAGUAGCUUUGAAAUUCAGUUCCAGACACUAUUGGGUUUGGAAAACAUUCCAUUUUAGAUGGGCUUGAAGCCGAUUUAAACUUGAGAAGGGAGGCUGUGAUAGUGACCCAGAGAAUGUGUGAGGACCUCAUCCAUCCAUCCCAAUACCUCCCCAUUCUCCUGUAUUUCCUGGAAAGCACCGAUCUGUUCCAGGUAGUCCAAGAAACUAUCUCCUCCCCGUCUCCAAAAAAAAGGAGAAAGGUAGAGAAAUGAUGGAUGACAUUUCUUUUUGGGCCUGUUGAUGGAUUUCCUUUAGGUUUACCCUAAUUUCUUCUUAGCAGUGGGAAAGUGCUUAAUCAAUCAGGAACGAUGCUAAUGGUUGGGAAUACAAAUGACCAAAAGAAAUAUUUUCCCCCUCAAGGAGCUUAUAUUCCAUUGAAAAGAAAGAACAUAGAGAUACAUAAAUAAAUGCAAAAUUCAGGGACAGGGAAAUGAACUAGACAUUUGAAGUAGGAAGCUUCUGGUGAGGAAUAUUCCCACUACCAGGGCAGGUUAACAAUAAGCAAAUGAUUGCAAGAACAAUUUGCAUUCUUCAUUUUAGUGGGUUACUCUAUUCUCUCUAUUGUCUUUUUGUCUGAAGCUUGGCCAAUCCCCAGGCUCCUCGGGAACAGCUAUUUAUAAUUUGUAAGAGAAAAAAGGUCCUUAUCAUCUUAGAUAGUUGAGGGAUCUCAACUGUGUGAUCUCUUCUGUAUAAAACAAGGUAUAGAGAGACUGGAUCAUCAUUUUCAAGAGUUUUCAAGAGCUCAUCGAUGCUCAUCAAUGAAUUCUUCAUACCCAGGGAAGUUCAAAAAAGCAGGUAUGGGCUUAUAACCAGCCCAUUAAAAGAAGACAUUGCAUUUUCACAGAGUGUGGAAUGAACUAAAGUGAACCAGGACUGGUAAACCUCCAAGACUGUUAGUCCCAACAUCUGGGGGCAUUCCCAGGAAAGGGAGAAGCCAUUUAGCAAUCCCUCCCACCAAAAUCAAUAUAUAUGUCCCUCCCUUCCAUAUCCUAUUGACCAUAAACUUUCAGGAGACCAAAAGCAAGCCAUCAAUAGGAGGGUGGUGAGUCUGUGAGUUCCCACUUUUAGGUUUAUUUGCAUUCUGUGAAGGAAGGAAAGACUUUGUUUCUAGCUGAAGGACUCUCAGACAUGUCAGAGCAGGUAAGAAGGGAAAGAAGGAAGGAGCAGAUUGAGUUUGAUAGAAAGGCAACAAGAGCUCUGAUCUUGGCCAGCAGAGAAUUUGUUAGGAGGAAGCAGUGUGGGGCGAUAAAAAACCCAGAGGAUUUGGAGCCAGAAAUCCCUAGUUUCAGAUACUCAUCACCUGUGGGAUUCUGGGCAAAUCCCUCCCCUCUCUGGGCCUAAGGAAGUUUGACUUAAUGACCUCUGAGGUCCCUUCUGGAUCUGAAUCUCUAGUCCUGUGAUCAAAUGGCCUUUCGGGUUCCUUUAACUUUAAAUCCUGUGAUUGUUUAGAAUAA
Molecule: messenger RNA, 3379 nt
Organism: Antechinus flavipes (yellow-footed antechinus)
Lineage: Eukaryota; Metazoa; Chordata; Mammalia; Dasyuromorphia; Dasyuridae
Gene: TRARG1
Product: trafficking regulator of GLUT4 (SLC2A4) 1
Exons: 3
Coding region: 478-1011 (177 amino acids)
Cellular component (GO): membrane
Source: RefSeq, a predicted model, not a curated record